Molecule: messenger RNA, 691 nt
Organism: Phragmites australis (common reed)
Lineage: Eukaryota; Viridiplantae; Streptophyta; Magnoliopsida; Poales; Poaceae
Exons: 1
Coding region: 214-429 (71 amino acids)
Source: RefSeq, a predicted model, not a curated record
GCAAUUUGAUUUCAUUUCAUUUUGAUUUGGUGGGAGUCGUCGUCGGUCGGUCGGGCUCAAGUGCUCUCGAUCUGCUUUUAUACGCGCGACUGGCCAACUCUUUCUUCUCCAUCGACCGAGCCUUCCCCUCCCACCCGAGCUAGCGAGCGAGAGAGCCCAAGAACAAGAUCGAGAGAGAGAGAGAAGAGCCCAAGAAAGGAUCGAACCGGACCGAUGAGCGACUGGGGCCCCGUAGUGGUGGCGGUGGUGCUGUUCGUGCUGCUCUCGCCGGGGCUGCUGCUGCAGCUGCCGGGGAAGUGCGGCCGCCUGGUGGAGUUCGGCAACAUGCAGACCAGCGCCGCCUCCAUCUUCGUCCACUCCAUCAUCUUCUUCGCCCUCGCCGCCGUCUUCCUCAUCGCCAUCGGGGUGCACAUCACCACCGACCCAUGAGUACCCCCUUCACCACCAGCUACGGAUACAAUCCAUGCAAACCCUGCUCUGCUGCCCGCCUUCGGUUCCUCAUCCACGUCGAUCACUCGCAGUGAGGACGAGAGCGUGUGCCUGCCUCUCUGCGCACAACAAUUAAGUGUUUAUUUACACAUGUGCUCGUGCUAGUACUAGCAGUGACAGUAGUGUUCAUUGUUAAUGAUCUGAUAACCGUAUAUGCUACUAGUUGAUGUAUCAUGUAUGGAGCAGCUAGCACCCAAUCGAA